Messenger RNA from Chroicocephalus ridibundus (black-headed gull), 15443 nucleotides. It is a transcript of the gene MYCBP2, whose product is annotated as MYC binding protein 2. Gene Ontology annotation, molecular function: ubiquitin protein ligase activity. The record is from RefSeq and is a predicted model, not a curated record. Gene Ontology annotation, biological process: axon guidance; regulation of synaptic assembly at neuromuscular junction. Gene Ontology annotation, cellular component: nucleus; plasma membrane. The transcript is spliced from 85 exons. Lineage: Eukaryota; Metazoa; Chordata; Aves; Charadriiformes; Laridae. The coding region runs from base 456 to 14741 and encodes 4761 amino acids.
GCCGGGGCGGCUGCGCGGAGCGAGGGCGGUGGCGCUGCCGCCGCCGCUGAGGAGAAACUCCGGAGGGGGAGCGGCAGCCGCCGGCCCCCCGCCCCUGUUAGCGGGAAGAGGGGAGCGAAGCGGCCAGGCCACCCCCUCACCUACCCCUCAUACCCCGCCCCGUCCCGGAGGCUACACGGUCCCGCCCAGAGCGCGGCGGCCGGCGCUGCGCCCAGCGGCGGAGGGCGAGGGGCGGGCGGGCAGCUGGGGGCCCCGAGGCGCCGCUUGAGGGGAGAAGAGGGGUGUUCCCGCACCCCCCAGCCCCGGCCCGGGUGGAUGAGCGGCCUCCGUGGAGGCGGCGACGGCUUUUGCGGCCUCUCCAUGGCUGGGCCCCGGCGGUGAAGGCAGCGGGAGCCGCCUGUGUCCGCGUCGCGCCGGGAGGCAGCGCAGCCACCAGGGGGCGGGCGGGGAGGGGGAUGAGCGCCGCAGCCGCCGCCUCCUCUGCGGGAGCCGCCGUCGCCGCCUGCACCGGGGCCGAGGGCGGCUUCUUCUUUCCUAGCGGCUCCGGUCCGGCGGGGCCCAUGGGGCCCGAAGAGGGCUCAGCCGGUGGGCUGGGAGGCCUGCCCGGCGCCCUGGCGCCGCCGUCGCUGGGCUGCCGGAGCCGCUACCAGCUGCUGCUCUCCGGGAAGGCCCUGGCCGACAGAUACCGGAAGAUUUAUACGGCGGCGCUGAGCGACCGGGAGCUGGGGAGCCACCCGGGCAGAAGUAAGAAACUUUUUAGCAAGAAAAAAUUGAAAAGGAAACAGAAGACUAAAUUGAAAGUAAAAACGCGCAACAAGACUGAAAACCUAGAGAGUACAAUAACGAUACCAGAUAUCAGAUUACAUAGCAACCCUUCAGCUUUUAAUGUUUACUGCAAUGUCCGCCAUUGUGUGUUGGAGUGGCAAAAAAAGGAAGUAUCUGUAUCUUUGGCUUCAAAGAACAGCGUACAGAGCGGGGAUUCGGACAGUGAUGAAGAGGAGGAAUCCAAAGAGCCACCUAUUAAACUUCCAAAGAUCAUUGAAGUUGGAUUGUGUGAAGUCUUUGAACUGAUAAAGGAGACAAGAUUUUCUCAUCCAUCCUUGUGUCUCAGGAGCCUACAAGCCCUACUUAAUGUGCUCCAGGGCCAGCAACCAGAAGGCCUGCAGUCAGAACCUCCUGAAGUCCUAGAAUCCCUCUUCCAGCUUCUUCUGGAGAUAACUGUCCGUAGCACAGGAAUGAAUGACAGUACAGGACAGUCCCUGACAGCACUUUCCUGCGCUUGCCUCUUCAGUUUGGUAGCUGCGUGGGGAGAGACGGGAAGAACAUUGCAAGCAAUCUCUGCUAUCCUCACCAAUAAUGGCAGCCAUGCUUGUCAGACUAUUCAGGUGCCAACCAUUUUAAAUUCUCUUCAGCGGAGUGUACAGGCAGUUCUGGUGGGCAAAAUCCAAAUCCAGGACUGGUUCAGUAACGGGAUAAAGAAGGCAGCCUUGAUGCACAAAUGGCCAUUGAAAGAAAUAUGUGUAGAUGAAGAUGACCAGUGCCUACUUCAGAGUGAUGGUUUUUUCCUCUAUCUCUUAUGUAAAGAUGGACUUUACAAAAUCGGCUCUGGAUACAGUGGGACAGUGAGGGGCCAUAUAUACAAUUCUACGUCCCGCAUCAAAAACAGAAAGGAAAAAAAGUCUUGGUUAGGCUAUGCUCAGGGUUAUUUAUUAUAUAGAGAUGCGAAUAAUCACAGUAUGACAGCCAUAAGAAUAAACCCUGAAACUUUGGAACAAGACGGUACAGUUGCUUUGCCAGAUUGUCAUACUGAAGGACAGAAUAUCCUUUUCACUGAUGGAGAAUAUAUUAAUCAAAUAGCAGCAUCUAGAGAUGAUGGCUUCGUGGUGCGAAUAUUUGCAACAAGUACUGAGCCAGUACUGCAACAAGAAUUGCAGCUUAAGCUUGCAAGAAAAUGCUUGCAUGCCUGUGGCAUCUCAUUGUUUGAUCUGGAGAAAGACUUGCACAUUAUCAGUACGGGGUUUGAUGAGGAGUCUGCUGUCCUUGGUGCUGGAAGGGAGUUUGCACUAAUGAAAACUGCCAGUGGAAAGAUUUAUUAUACUGGCAAAUAUCAGAGCCUUGGAAUCAAACAAGGUGGUCCUUCGGCAGGAAAAUGGGUUGAACUCCCAAUCACAAAAUCUCCAAAGAUUAUUCAGUUCUCUGUUGGACAUGAUGGCUCACAUGCCUUACUCGUUGCUGAGGAUGGAAGCAUAUUCUUCACAGGCUCUGCUAGUAAAGGAGAGGAUGGCGAAUCAACUAAAAGCAGACGGCAGUCAAAACCAUAUAAGCCUAAAAAAAUUAUUAAAAUGGAAGGAAAGAUUGUCAUAUCUACAGCAUGCAAUAAUGGAAGCAGUUCUGUAAUUUCAAAAGAUGGAGAGCUCUACAUGUUUGGAAAAGAUGCCAUUUACUCUGAUAGUACAAGUUUAGUAACAGAUUUGAAAGGCCAUUUUGUGACUCAAGUAGCCAUGGGCAAAGCUCACACCUGUGUGUUAAUGAAGAAUGGAGAAGUUUGGACAUUUGGAGUGAAUAAUAAAGGACAGUGUGGACGAGACACAGGCUCCAUGAGCCAGGGAGGAAAAGGUUUUGGAGUUGAGAACAUGGCAACAGCAAUGGAUGAAGACCUAGAAGAGGAGCUGGAUGAAAAAGAUGAGAAGUCCAUGAUGUGUCCUCCAGGCAUGCAUAAAUGGAAGCUGGAGCAGUGUAUGGUGUGCACUGUAUGUGGAGAUUGCACGGGCUAUGGAGCUAGCUGUGUUAGUAGUGGGCGUCCUGACAGGGUACCUGGAGGAAUCUGUGGCUGUGGCUCAGGUGAGUCGGGCUGCGCUGUAUGUGGCUGCUGCAAGGCGUGUGCUAGAGAACUGGAUGGCCAGGAAGCAAGGCAAAGAGGAAUCCUUGAUGCUGUAAAAGAGAUGAUACCUUUAGAUCUCUUGCUGGCUGUCCCUGUUCCUGGAGUUAAUAUUGAAGAACACCUUCAGUUACGGCAAGAAGAAAAGCGGCAACGUGUAAAUAGGAGACAUAGAUUGGAAGAAGGAAGAGGCCCCCUUGUAUUUCCUGGUCCUAUUUUUAUGAACCAUCGAGAACAGGCUCUAGCCAGAAUCAGACCCCAUCCAGCACAGCUAAAGCAUAAACGGGACAAGCACAAAGACGGAAGUGGAGAAAGAGGUGAGAAGGAUGCCAGCAAAAUCACAACCUAUCCACCAGGGGCUGUCCGCUUUGACUGUGAACUGCGAGCCGUACAAGUCAGUUGUGGAUUUCAUCAUUCAGUGGUUUUGAUGGAGAGUGGUGAUGUUUACACAUUUGGAUAUGGACAGCAUGGGCAACUUGGACACGGUGAUGUUAAUUCCAGGGGAUGUCCCACCUUGGUGCAAGCAUUACCAGGUCCUAGUACACAAGUUACUGCUGGGAGCAACCAUACAGCUAUUCUCUUAAUGGAUGGCCAGGUUUUCACGUUUGGAAGUUUCUCAAAAGGUCAGCUUGGUAGACCAAUUCUGGAUAUGCCCUACUGGAAUGCAAAACCAGCACCUAUGCCUAAUAUAGGCUCUAAAUAUGGACGCAAAGCAACAUGGAUUGGAGCGAGUGGAGACCAGACUUUUCUCCGGAUCGAUGAAGCUCUCAUUAAUUCUCAUGUGCUUGCUACAUCAGAGAUAUUUGCAAGCAGGCAUAUAAUAGGUUUGGUACCAGCUUCAAUAUCAGAACCUCCUCCUUUUAAGUGUCUUCUGAUAAACAAAGUAGAUGGCAGUUGCAAAACAUUCAAUGAUUCUGAGCAGGAAGACCUACAAGGUUCUGGUGUGUGUCUGGAUCCUGUCUAUGAUGUUAUUUGGAGGUUUCGACCAAAUGCUAGGGAACUGUGGAGUUACAAUGCCGUAGUUGCCGAUUCCAGACUUCCCUCAGCUCCAGACAUGCAAUCCCGGUGUAGUAUUUUGAGUCCGGAACUUGCUCUGCCAACAGGUUCCAAAGCUCUAACCACCAGAUCUCAUGCAGCUUUGCACAUUCUAGGUUGUCUUGAUACUUUGGCUGCUAUGCAGGACUUAAAAAUGGGUGUAGCAAAUACAGAAGAGGAGACUCAAGCAGUAAUGAAAGUUUAUUCUAAAGAAGACUAUAGUGUUGUUAACAGAUUUGAAAGUCAUGGAGGAGGCUGGGGUUAUUCAGCCCACUCAGUAGAAGCUAUCCGUUUCUGUGCUGAUACGGAUAUUUUGUUAGGUGGUCUUGGUCUUUUUGGAGGAAGGGGUGAAUACACUGCUAAAAUAAAGUUGUUUGAAUUGGGUCCAGAUGGGGGAGACCAUGAGACUGAUGGAGACCUUCUUGCUGAAACAGAUGUCUUAGCGUAUGACUGUGCUGCUAGAGAGAAGUACGCGAUGAUGUUUGAUGAACCAGUACUUCUACAAGCUGGCUGGUGGUACGUAGCCUGGGCGAGAGUGUCAGGACCUAGCAGUGAUUGUGGAUCUCAUGGACAGGCCUCUAUUACUACAGAUGAUGGUGUUGUAUUUCAGUUUAAAAGUUCCAAGAAAUCAAAUAAUGGUACAGAUGUUAAUGCAGGGCAGAUCCCGCAGUUACUAUACAGGCUGCCAACAAGUGAUGGCAGUGCCUCCAAAGGAAAACAGCAAACCAGUGAACCUGUGCAUAUUUUAAAGAGAUCUUUUGCCAGAACUGUCUCAGUGGAAUGCUUUGAAUCUUUAUUGAGCAUUCUUCACUGGAGCUGGACAACACUGGUGCUGGGAGUUGAAGAACUUCGUGGCCUUAAAGGAUUCCAAUACACUGCUACUCUUUUGGAUUUAGAAAGGUUGCGUUUUGUGGGCACUUGCUGCCUGAGGUUGCUGAGGGUAUACACCUGUGAAAUAUAUCCAAUAUCAGCUACAGCUAAGGCGGUUGUAGAAGAAACCAGCAAACUAGCAGAUUGCAUUGGAAAAACUAGGACCUUGCUGAGAAAAAUUUUAUCCGAAGGAGUUGAUCAUUGCAUGGUGAAGCUGGACAACGAUCCCCAAGGAUAUCUCAGUCAGCCUCUCAGUCUUUUAGAAGCUGUUCUUCAGGAAUGCCAUAAUACAUUCACAGCUUGCUUUCAUUCAUUUUAUCCAACACCGGCUCUGCAGUGGGCGUGUCUUUGUGACUUGUUGAAUUGUUUGGACCAGGACAUCCAGGAAGCAAACUUCAAAACCUCCAGUAGCCGGCUUCUUGCUGCUGUUAUGUCUGCUCUCUGCCACACUUCAGUAAAACUCACCUCUAUCUUUCCAAUUGCUUAUGAUGGAGAGGCGUUGCUGCGAUCCAUGGUCAAACAAGUCAGCACUGAGAAUGACUCUGCUCUAGCCCAUCGUUUUCCUCUUUUGGUUGCACACAUGGAAAAACUUAGUCAGAGCGAAGAAAACGUUUCAGGGAUGACAAGCUUUCGGGAAGUGCUGGAAAAGAUGUUGGUCAUUGUCGUUUUACCAGUACGGAACAGCCUUAGAAGAGAAAAUGAACUUUUCUCUUCACACCUGGUUUCUAAUACUUGUGGGUUGCUCGCCAGUAUUGUGAGUGAGCUUACAGCAUCGGCAUUAGGAUCUGAGGUUGAUGGGCUGAACUCUCUCCAUUCUGUCAAAUCCACUCCAAACCGAUUCACUAAAACAAGUCAGGGAAGAAGUUGGAAUACUGGGAAUGGAUCCCCUGAUGCAAUAUGUUUCUCUGUUGACAAACCCGGUGUAGUUGUAGUAGGAUUUUCUGUUUAUGGUGGAGGAGGAAUUCAUGAGUAUGAGUUGGAGGUAUUAGUCGAUGAUAGUGAUCAUACUGGAGAUUCAACUCACUCUCAUAGAUGGACAUCUUUAGAGUUGGUUAAAGGAACUUACACCACAGAUGAUUCUCCCAGUGACAUAGCUGAAAUCAGACUUGACAAAGUUGUGCCACUGAAGGAAAAUGUGAAAUAUGCAGUUCGUUUGAGGAAUUAUGGAAGCCGAACUGCCAAUGGAGAUGGAGGAAUGACUACAGUUCAGUGUCCAGAUGGUGUAACAUUUACAUUUAGUACAUGUAGUCUGAGCAGUAAUGGCACAAACCAAACGCGAGGACAGAUUCCACAGAUUCUUUAUUACAGGAGUGAGUAUGAUGGAGAUCUGCAAUCACAGCUUUUGAACAAAGCUAACGAAGAAGAUAAAAAUUGUAGCAGGGCUCUUUCUGUCGUGAGUGCUGUUGUACGAGCAGCUAAAGACCUGUUGCACAGGGCUCUUGCUGUAGAUGCUGAGGACAUUCCAGAACUACUCAGCUCUUCCAGUCUGUUUUCGAUGCUGCUUCCCCUCAUAAUAGCCUACAUAGGACCAGUAGCGGCAGCUAUUCCCAAGGUUGCUGUUGAGGUCUUUGGCCUGGUACAGCAGUUACUUCCUUCUGUGGCAGUUCUGAAUCAGAAAUAUGCCCCUCCAGCUUUUAAUCCAAAUCAGUCUACAGACAGCACCACCGGAAACCAACCAGAGCAAGGGCUUUCAGCUUGUACUACCUCCAAUCACUACGCUGUUGUAGAAAGUGAGCAUCCCUAUAAACCCGCCUGUGUUACGCACUAUAAGGUGACUUUUCCUGAAUGUGUCAGGUGGAUAACAAUAGAGUUUGACACUCAGUGUGGCACUGCUCAAUCAGAGGAUGUUCUUCGUUUACUAAUUCCUGUCAGGAUUGCACAGAGUCUGGGAUUUGGACCAAAGCAUGCUUCUGUUCAUGAAAACCUUAAUUCAUGGAUAGAACUGAAAAAAUUCUCUGGAUCUUCAGGGUGGCCUACCAUGGUAUUAGUAUUGCCAGGAAAUGAAGCUCUUUUUUCUCUGGAGACUGCCUCAGACUAUGUGAAAGAUGAAAAGGCUUGUUUUUAUGGUUUCAAAUGUUAUGCAAUUGGAUAUGAAUUUAGCCCAGGAUCUGAUGAGGGUAUUAUUCAGCUGGAGAAAGAACUGGCCAAUUUAGGAGGAUCAUGUGCAGCAGCUUUGAUGAAGAAAGAUCUAGCGCUUCCUAUUGCAGGUAAUGAAUUUGAAGAAGAUCUUGAGAUUCUCGAAGAGGCUGCUUUACAGGUGUGCAAAUCUCACUCCGGCAUUCUUGGGAAAGGCUUGGCACUAUCUCACUCACCAACCAUUUUGGAAGCUCUUGAAGGAAAUCUUCCACUGCAGGUACAAAGCAAUGAGCAGUCAUUUCUGGAGGAUUUCAUUGCUUGUGUACCAGGAUCAAGUGGUGGACGACUUGCAAGGUGGCUUCAGCCAGAUUCAUAUGCUGAUCCUCAAAAAACAUCAUUGAUUUUGAAUAAGGAUGACAUUCGAUGUGGUUGGCCAACUGUCAUUACAGUACAAACAAAAGACCAGUAUGGGGAUGUUGUUCAUGUUCCUAAUAUGAAGGUAGAAGUCAAAGCUAUUCCUGUUUCUCAGAAAAAAACAUCUUUGCAACAAGAACAGGUUAAAAAGGUACAACGGAUACCGGGGAGUCCUGCAACAGCUGCUUCCCCUAUCAGUGAUAUGACCUUUGGAGGGCUUCCUUCACCAAAGCUUGACUCCUCCUAUGAGCCAAUGAUAGUAAAAGAAGCUCGAUAUAUUGCUAUUACAAUGAUGAAGGCAUAUGAAAAUUAUUCUUUUGAAGAAUUACGCUUUGCUUCACCAACACCAAAGAGACCCAGUGAAAACAUGUUGAUCAGAGUCAAUAACGAUGGUACAUACUGUGCAAACUGGACUCCUGGAGCUGUUGGUCUCUAUACCAUCCAUGUUACUAUAGAUGGCAUUGAAAUAGAUGCUGGACUAGAAGUGAAAGUAAAAGAUCCUCCAAAGGGAAUGAUACCUCCUGGAACACAACUUAUUAAACCAAAAGCAGAGCCUCAGCCAAACAAGGUUCGCAAAUUUGUGGCCAAGGACAGUGCAGGGCUUCGUAUCCGUAGCCACCCUUCCCUUCAGAGUGAGCAAAUAGGCAUAGUGAAAGUCAAUGGAUCCAUCACUUUCAUUGACGAGAUCCACAAUGAUGAUGGUGUUUGGCUGAGGCUGAAUGAUGAGACAAUAAAGAAGUAUGUUCCUAACAUGAAUGGUUACACUGAAGCCUGGUGUCUCUCUUUUAACCAACAUCUUGGCAAGAGCCUUCUGGUACCUGUUGACAAUGUCUUUAAUGCUAGCCAAGGAGUAAGGGAUUUGGACUUUUUUUCAUGGACUUCCAAAGCUUUACCCCCUAAGGAAUCUAGGUCUAAUACUGAUGAUUUUUUCAAAGACCUAAAUUCACACUGCCCACAGGAAGCAGUGAUGCAAGAACAAGAUAUGCCAUUCCUUCGAGGUGGACCUGGAGUGUACAAGGUAGUGAAGACUGGCCCGUCAGGUCACAACAUCAGAAGCUGCCCUAACCUUAGAGGUAUCCCAAUUGGAAUGUUAGUUCUGGGAAACAAAGUCAAGGCAGUGGGCGAGGUGACUAAUUCAGAAGGUACGUGGGUGCAGAUGGAUAAGAACAGCAUGGUAGAGUUCUGUGAAAGUGAUGAAGGCGAGGCAUGGUCGUUAGCUAGAGACAGAGGUGGAAACCAGUACCUCCGACACGAAGAUGAGCAAGUCCUUCUAGAUCAAAAUGUUCAGACUCCUCCCCCAAGUCCUUUUUCAAUACAAGCUUUCAGUAAGGGGACAAGCUGUAGUAAUGGACAAGGGUUUGAUUAUGGCCUUGGAAAUAACAAAGUUUUGACUGUUUUGCCCACUACAGGUGACCAACUGAGUGCCAUACUGAAUUCCAUUCAGUCACGGCCAAAUCUCCCAGCUCCUUCCAUCUUUGAUCAAGCUGCAAAACCUCCCUCUUCCCUAGUCCACAGUCCAUUUGUGUUCGGACAACCCCUUUCCUUCCAGCAGCCUCAGCCACAGCUUCAGAGUGACCGAAUGAAUUUCACGGGAGCUGCUAGACCGGUUUCUCCAGCAGGAAGAUCAGACGUGUCAUCAAAACACAGAGCUGACAGCAGGUCACCCAAGCUUGAUGUGCGAAUGAAUAGAGCUGCUGCUGACCAGAAGAAACCUAGGAAUACAGAAGGCCUAUCUGCCAGUGAGUCUCUUAUGCUGAAAUCAGAUGCUGCAAAACUGCGGUCAGACUCUCACAGCAGGUCUUUGUCUCCAAAUCAUAACACUUUGCAAACACUAAAAACCGAUGGAAGAACAACUACUGGUCUGAGAGCUGAAUCUCCAGGGCCAGGAACCAGGUCAUCUUCUCCAAAGACAAAGACGCUUACAGCCGUUAGAUCUGGUGCUAGUUCUCCACGAUCCUCAUCACCUCACGAGAAAACUCUACCUCAGAAAGCUUCAUCUCCUGUAAAAACAAAGCUUGAUCCUCCUCGAGAACGCUCCAAAUCAGAUUCUUACACAUUAGAUCCAGACACCCUUCGCAAAAAGAAAGUGCCACUAACAGAACCCUUAAGGGGGAGGUCCACUUCACCCAAACCAAAAAUUAUUGCAAAAGAUGGAAUACCUGUUACAGAAACUGAAAAUAGAGCUCCUUCCCCUCAUGUCGUACAAGAAAAUCUUCACAGUGAGGUAGUUGAAGUCUGUACUUCAAGUACGUUAAAGACUAACAGCAUUACAGAUAGCACCUGUGAAGACAACACAGAAUUCAGAAGUCUGGAUGAUGGUUCUAAUAAAGUUCAUUUCAGCAUAGGAAAAGCACCACUGAAAGAUGAGCAAGACAUGAGAGCAUCUCCAAAAGUGAGCCGUAAAUGUGCUGGCAGGCACACAAGACCCAAAAAGGAAAAAUCCAGCUUUCUCUUCAAAGGAGAUGGCUCCAAGCCUGUAGAGCCUGCCAAGCAAGCAAUGUCACCUUCCGUGGCAGAAUGUGCUAGAGCUGUAUUUGCUGCGUUUCUUUGGCAUGAAGGAAUAGUUCAUGAUGCUAUGGCUUGUUCAUCUUUUUUGAAGUUUAAUCCAGAACUGUCCAAAGAGCAUGCGCCAAUACGAAGCAGUCUUACUCAACCACCUGCCGAGGAAAAAGAAACCAAGCUGAAAAAUAGACAUUCAUUGGAAAUAUCAUCUGCUCUUAACAUGUUCAACAUCUCACCUCAUGGACCAGAUAUAUCUAAAAUGGGUAGCAUCAAUAAAAACAAAGUCCUCUCGAUGUUAAAGGAACCGCCUCUGCAUGAGAAGUGUGAGGAUGGAAAAACUGAAACUACCUCCUUUGAAACAUCCAGUCAUCACACGAUGAAAUCCAAGUCUCCUCUUCCAUUAACGCUGCAGCACUUGGUGGCUUUCUGGGAGGAUAUUUCUUUAGCAACUAUUAAAGCAGCUUCCCAAAACAUGAUUUUUCCAAGUCCUGGUUCUUGUGCAGUGUUAAAGAAGAAGGAAAGUGACAAAGAUAACAAGAAAACCAAAAAAGAGAAAAAGAAAAAAGAAAAGGUUGAGACCAGGCCAAGGGGAAAUCUUUUUGGCGAGAUGGCUCAGCUUGCAGUGGGAGGACCUGAAAAAGACACCAUCUGUGAGUUGUGUGGAGAAUCCCAUCCAUAUCCAGUGACUUACCAUAUGAGACAAGCUCAUCCAGGCUGUGGCCGUUAUGCUGGUGGCCAAGGCUAUAAUAGCAUUGGGCACUUUUGUGGAGGAUGGGCUGGUAAUUGUGGCGAUGGUGGUAUUGGAGGAAGCACUUGGUAUUUGGUUUGUGAUCGGUGCAGAGAAAAAUAUCUCCGUGAAAAGCAAGCAGCAGCAAGAGAGAAGAUUAAACAAUCUAGGAGAAAACCAAUGCAAGUUAAGACUCCUCGUGCCUUGCCAACUAUGGAGGCUCAUCAAGUGAUUAAAGCCAAUGCACUGUAUUUACUGUCGCUAAGUAGUGCUGCUGAGCCCAGUAUCCUCUGCUAUCACCCUGCAAAAGCAUUCCAAUCUCAACUUCCCAGUGUCAAAGAAGGAAUUUCUGAAGACUUCCCCAUUAAAAUGCCUUGUCUCUAUUUACAGACUUUAGCAAGGCAUCAUCAUGAAAAUUUUGUUGGGUACCAGGAUGACAACCUCUUCCAGGAUGAGAUGAGGUACCUGCGCUCAACAUCAGUACCUGCACCGUACAUCUCAGUUACUCCUGAUGCAAGCCCUAAUGUCUUUGAAGAGCCAGAGAGUAACAUGAAAUCUAUGCCCCCGAGUUUGGAAACCAGCCCAAUAACAGAUACAGAUCUUGCGAAGCGUACAGUCUUUCAAAGAUCAUAUUCAGUUGUUGCAUCAGAAUAUGACAAGCAGCACUCAAUUCUGCCAGCACGUGUAAAGGCAAUCCCUAGGAGACGAGUCAACAGUGGAGAUGCGGAAGUGGGGUCCUCUCUCCUGAGACAUCCAUCUCCUGAACUUUCUCGGUUAAUCUCCGCCCACAGCUCUCUUUCCAAAGGAGAGAGAAAUUUCCAGUGGCCAGUGCUGGCAUUUGUAAUCCAGCAUCAUGAUUUGGAAGGACUUGAAAUAGCGAUGAAGCAAGCCUUACGGAAAUCUGCUUGCCGAGUCUUUGCCAUGGAGGCUUUCAACUGGCUUCUUUGUAACGUCAUUCAAACAACUUCUCUUCAUGAUAUUUUAUGGCAUUUUGUGGCUUCCCUAACUCCUGCACCUGUGGAGCCUGAAGAAGAGGAGGAUGAAGAAAAUAAAUCAAAUAAAGAAAAUGCAGAACAGGAAAAAGACACAAGAGUGUGUGAACAUCCUCUGUCAGAUAUAGUGAUUGCUGGCGAAGCAGCUCACCCAUUACCCCACACUUUUCAUCGCCUUCUCCAGACAAUCUCUGAUCUUAUGAUGUCUCUUCCCAGUGGCAGCGCAUUACAGCAAAUGGCCUUACGGUGCUGGAGUCUCAAAUUCAAGCAAUCUGAUCACCAGUUCCUGCACCAGAGCAACGUUUUUCAUCAUAUCAACAAUAUUUUGUCUAAAUCUGAUGAUGGAGAUAGUGAAGAGAGUUUCAGUAUUAGUAUUCAGUCUGGUUUUGAAGUCAUGAAUCAGGAACUGUGUAUAGUGGUUUGUCUGAAAGACCUAACCAGCAUUGUUGACAUUAAAACAUCAAGCCGACCUGCCAUGAUUGGGAGUUUAACAGAUGGGUCUACAGAAACAUUCUGGGAGUCAGGAGAUGAGGAUAAAAACAAAACCAAAAACAUCACAAUCAACUGUGUGAAAGGAAUCAAUGCACGUUAUGUGUGUGUUCAUGUCGACAAUUCCAGAGAUCUUGGGAACAAAGUGACUUCAAUGACCUUCCUAACUGGCAAGGCAGUAGAAGAUCUCUGCAGAAUAAAGCAGGUAGACUUGGAUUCAAGACAUAUUGGCUGGGUAACAAGUGAACUUCCUGGGGGUGAUAAUCACAUCAUCAAAAUUGAAUUGAAGGGUCCAGAGAACACACUAAGAGUUCGACAAGUGAAAAUUCUUGGCUGGAAAGACGGUGAAAGCAUUAAAAUAGCAGGCCAGAUUUCUGCAAGUGUAGCUCAACAAAGAAACUGUGAAUCUGAGACGCUGCGAGUAUUCCGACUUAUUACAUCCCAGGUAUUUGGAAAACUCAUCUCCGGCGAUGCUGAGCCAACCCCAGAACAAGAAGAAAAAGCACUGUUGUCUUCCCCAGAAGGAGAAGAAAAAGUACACAAUGCAACAUCAGAUGCAGACCUGAAGGAGCACAUGGUAGGGAUCAUAUUCAGCCGGAGCAAAUUGACAAAUUUGCAGAAGCAGGUAUGUGCUCAUAUAGUCCAGGCCAUACGAAUGGAAGCGACCCGCGUGCGUGAAGAAUGGGAGCACGCCAUCUCUAGCAAAGAGAACGCCAACUCGCAGCCUAACGAUGAAGAUGCUUCUUCCGACGCUUAUUGCUUUGAGCUGCUGUCAAUGGUUCUGGCGUUGAGCGGUUCCAACGUGGGCCGGCAGUACCUGGCUCAGCAGCUGACUCUGCUCCAGGAUCUCUUCUCGUUACUGCACACCGCUUCUCCCAGGGUGCAGAGACAGGUAACAUCGUUACUGAGACGUGUUCUGCCUGAGGUAACGCCCAGUCGCCUGGCUAGUAUUAUAGGAGUGAAGUCUCUUCCACCAGCAGAUAUAAGCGAUAUCAUUCACUCCACAGAAAAAGGAGAUUGGAAUAAACUUGGUAUCUUAGACAUGUUUUUGGGAUGCAUUGCCAAAGCUCUCACUGUACAGCUAAAAGCCAAAGGAACUACUAUAACAGGGACAGCUGGCACGACGGCAGGCAAAGGAGUUACUACAGUCACGCUUCCAAUGAUCUUCAAUUCCAGCUAUAUCCGGCGAGGUGAAAGCCAUUGGUGGAUGAAGGGUUCAACACCUACACAGAUUUCGGAGAUCAUUAUUAAACUCAUUAAAGACAUGGCAGCAGGUCAUCUGUCGGAAGCUUGGUCCCGCGUGACAAAGAAUGCUAUUGCCGAAACCAUCAUAGCUCUGACCAAAAUGGAGGAAGAAUACAGAUCACCAGUGAGGUGCAUUGCAACAACCAGACUAUGGCUGGCCUUAGCAUCCCUCUGUGUGCUUGAUCAGGAUCAUGUGGAUAGGCUAUCCUCAGGAAGAUGGAUGGGAAAGGAUGGACAACAGAAACAGAUGCCAAUGUGUGAUAACCAUGAUGAUGGUGAAACCGCUGCAAUCAUUUUAUGUAACAUCUGUGGGAAUCUGUGUACCGAUUGUGACCGCUUCCUUCAUCUCCAUCGGCGAACAAAAACUCAUCAGAGACAGGUAUUCAAAGAAGAAGAAGAAGCUAUCAAAGUUGAUCUCCACGAGGGUUGUGGUAGGACCAAACUUUUCUGGCUGAUGGCAUUAGCAGAUUCCAAAACUAUGAAGGCUAUGGUGGAGUUUAGAGAACAGACAGGCAAACCGACCACCAGCAGUUCUGAAGCGUGUCGUUUCUGUGGUUGUAGGAGUGGAACAGAAUUAUCAGCAGUGGGAAGCGUUUGUUCUGAUACAGAUUGCCAGGAGUAUGCUAAAAUUGCCUGCAGCAAGACACACCCCUGCGGUCAUCCGUGUGGAGGCGUUAAGAACGAAGAGCACUGUUUGCCGUGCUUGCACGGUUGCGAUAAGAACGCUACAACUCUUAAACAAGAUGCUGAUGACAUGUGCAUGAUCUGCUUUACUGAAGCACUUUCAGCAGCACCAGCUAUCCAGCUGGACUGCAGCCACGUUUUCCAUUUGCAAUGCUGUCAACGAGUACUAGAAAACAGAUGGCUUGGGCCAAGGAUAACUUUUGGGUUUAUGUCCUGUCCUAUUUGCAAGAACAAAAUCAAUCAUACAGUAUUAAAGGAUUUGCUUGAUCCAAUCAAAGAACUCUAUGAAGAUGUAAGGAGAAAAGCGCUAAUGAGAUUGGAGUACGAAGGGUUGCACAAGAGUGAGGCCAUCACAACACCCGGUGUUAGAUUUUAUAAUGACCCAGCUGGCUACGCCAUGAACAGAUACGCUUACUAUGUUUGCUACAAGUGCAAAAAGGCAUAUUUUGGUGGCGAAGCUCGUUGCGAUGCUGAGGCUGGACAAGGAGAUGACUAUGAUCCCAGAGAGCUUAUUUGUGGUGCAUGCUCUGAUGUUUCAAGGGCUCAGAUGUGUCCCAAACACGGUACAGAUUUCUUAGAGUACAAGUGCCGCUACUGCUGUUCGGUUGCCGUUUUUUUCUGUUUUGGGACAACGCAUUUUUGCAAUGCUUGCCAUGAUGAUUUCCAAAGAAUGACAAGCAUCCCUAAAGAAGAACUCCCACACUGUCCUGCAGGUCCCAAAGGUAAACAACUUGAAGGAACAGAAUGUCCACUUCACGUUGUCCAUCCACCCACUGGUGAAGAAUUUGCUCUGGGUUGUGGGGUUUGCAGAAAUGCUCACACUUUUUAGACUAGAGUAUUUUUUUUUUUUACCAGAGCAAAACAGGUGCCCUCAUCCCUCAAGUGUCCUGAAAAUAAAGUCCAGCUGGGAUGAGGACGGGACCAUUUCAUAACCCAGGUAAAAGGAACAAUUUACAGUGCAAGAAGGAUGCCAAAUACCAUGUACAUAAUUCUUGCUGUGAGAUAUUGACAUUUUUUGAACUGAGACAUCAAAACUUGUGAGGUGUUUGCAUGUGGCCAUUACAGUCAUCGGCUAGGAAACAUUGGACAUUUACAAAUAAAUAAUUGCUAUUAAAGGAUCUGUGUGUCUGUGGACUAUGAAUGAUGCUGGCUUUCAGGAGAAAGGAAAAAAAAAUAUUGAUUAUUGUAUACUGACUUUUUGUAAUCUUGUACAAUUGUAACGCAUCACAAGUGGGGAUGGGAAAGAAGAAUAUUCUGGUUUAUUUCCUAGACUGUUAUAAAAAAAAAAAAAAUUGUGUUAGGAAGGCAUAAAUGUAACAAGUAUCACACUGUAUAUAAAGGUAUCAAUGUUUGUCCUGUAUAAGAAUUAUUAAAUUACAACAGCAGUUUCAUUUAAACUUCUGGGUUAUGUUUGAGCCUGAAAUUUUAAUGAAGUGCAAUACUGAGUGUGCCUCAUAUCUUGCAGCUGUAAACAUAAUGGAAUGUACAUGUCAAUAAAGCCACUGUACAUUUUUAUACAGUGAAAGUCUAA